Molecule: messenger RNA, 523 nt
Organism: Drosophila guanche
Lineage: Eukaryota; Metazoa; Arthropoda; Insecta; Diptera; Drosophilidae
Gene: Phf5a
Product: PHD finger-like domain-containing protein 5A
Exons: 4
Coding region: 79-414 (111 amino acids)
Biological process (GO): mRNA splicing, via spliceosome
Cellular component (GO): U2 snRNP; precatalytic spliceosome; catalytic step 2 spliceosome
Source: RefSeq, a predicted model, not a curated record
UAUUUUGUAAAUAAGUCCGCACUAACACUUAUUUCAAUUGUUUUAAAAUUGUUUUAUUCGGCAAAACUGAAAUAAAAAAUGGCCAAGCAUCAUCCCGACUUGAUUUUCUGCCGCAAACAACCCGGCGUGGCCAUUGGACGCCUGUGCGAAAAGGAUGAUGGAAAAUGUGUGAUUUGCGACUCCUAUGUGCGUCCAUGCACUCUGGUGCGGAUCUGCGAUGAGUGCAACUACGGUUCCUAUCAGGGACGAUGCGUAAUCUGCGGAGGACCAGGAGUGUCCGAUGCGUACUACUGCAAGUCGUGCACCAUGCAGGAGAAGGAUCGUGAUGGCUGCCCCAAAAUCGUGAAUCUGGGCAGCUCAAAGACUGACUUGUUCUAUGAGCGCAAGAAAUAUGGCUUCAAACAAAACUACUAAUGUGCUCCUACUCUGGACCCCUCCCUCAUAUACAUUUCUAAUCAAUUUUUAUUGUAAUUUAAUGAAUAUACAUAGAAAGUAUUGAUAUAAACAUGGAAUUGAAGACGUA